Gongylonema pulchrum is the source of this 93-nucleotide messenger RNA. NCBI's taxonomy places the organism in Eukaryota, Metazoa, Nematoda, Chromadorea, Rhabditida, Gongylonematidae. The record is from the annotation of a GenBank genome assembly.
AUGGAAGGUCAGGAUAUCAUUGACGUUGAAAAUGAGGUCCGCGAAGCCGGGGACAAUUCUGCGCCACCUGCUGCCGAGCAUCCCGCUGAUACG